Molecule: messenger RNA, 2575 nt
Organism: Monodelphis domestica (gray short-tailed opossum)
Lineage: Eukaryota; Metazoa; Chordata; Mammalia; Didelphimorphia; Didelphidae
Source: RefSeq, a predicted model, not a curated record
UUUUCCUUUUUUCCUGGUAUGUUUUAUUUCUCAACAUGAUGAAUGAGGAAGGAAAUAUGUUUUACAUGACUGCAUAUGUAUAAUCUUUAUCAAAUUGCUUACCUUUUUAAUGAGGUUGGAGACCAGGGUGAGUAGGAAAGAAUUUGGAACUUAAAAUAGAUUUUAUAUGUCCUUAGAAAAAAUUUUAAUCAUUAAAAAUAUUUUAAUGUGCUUAUAUGCUGAAAGGUAGAAAGUUCAGCAACAUCAUUGGUCUAGGGGAGACUGUAAACAGAGUCAGAUAUAUAUAUUGUUAAUUAUUAAGGAAAAGAUACCGGUAAAGUAUAAGUGGAUGGCUUAUAAUUCCAGUGCAAACCUAGAGUGGCCAGGCCAACUGUACUGGGAGGAAAUUUUAUUCUUACUGUUGCUUCAGAUGUUUUAGGCUUUCAUUAUUAUUACUAUUAUUAUUUUUGUAUUUAUAGGUGACAACGAACUGGGGCUUUGUACUUGUAUCUUCUUUGAUCCAGCAGAUGAGGAUGGAAAGGAACCAGGGGUUUUUAUAACUGAAAUUAUUGAAGGAGGUGCAGUUCACAAACUUGGAUGUAUCCGUGUAUUUGACCAGAUUAUUAAAAUAGGUGACAUCAAUCUAAUUGGAUUGGAUGAAGCAGAAAUCAUCUCUACUUUUAAAAAAAUGGACGAUUCUCCUUUCCAGAUUGAAAUUGGCCGCGAACCACCUGAAGUGAAGUCAGAACUUAUCGAACUCCUCGAGUUGUCAGAGGAAAGGAAGAAAUAUUUUAUGGAUUCGCUCAUAGUACAGGAAAAAAUUAGAGAUAUCACUAUUGUGAGAGGACAAGCAAGUAUUUGUAGAAGUCCAAGAGUACCAUGGUACUGGAUGGCCAGUGACCUGAAAUUUGUUAUUGGGGCACUGAAAAUAUUAAUAGAAGAAGAUCAGGGAUGUAGAAAAAACAUCCAAGCUAUCUUUGAGCAGGCUAACAUUUUUCAAGACAAAUAUAAAGACAUGAACACAUACAAAGUGAAUAUGGAACAGAAACCUGAUGAAUCAAAUAAAGAAGGCACAUUUUUACCAUUGGCCCCAGAAGAAGAAUUAUUACUAGAACAAUUUAAAAUAAAACCUAAAGAGAUAAAAAAUGAAGAUUUAUCACCAGGGCAAUUAUUAGCCCAAGGGGAUUUCAAUUCAGGUGAGAAAAAUGAGGCCCGGAGAAGAUAUUCAGAUAGUUACCUUCCCAGCGGUGACUUCAUGGCUUCUGGCUCUAAAAUCAAGGCCAAAGAGACCCAAAUAAAAAAAGAAAAAGAAGAAGAAGAAAUAGUAGUGGAGGAAGAGAUUAUUAGCACUGGAAAACCUACAGAGGGAAAGGCUAAAAAGGGAUUUUCCUGGUUCCGCAAUAUCAAAGAACGCAAGCUGUGGAACUUCUUUCAUUUUAAAAAACAUGACAAACAAGUAAAGAAUGUGCACAAGUGGGAAGAAAUUGAUCAAGAGGUAUUGGAUGAUUACUGUCCUUAUUCUACUGAAGCCCCUAAAACAUUGCCAACACAGUGGACAAAUAUUGAAGUUGGUAAUUGGUUAUGGAGCAUUGGAAUGGAGGAGUAUGUUGUAAAAUUUUAUUGUAAAGGAAUAAAUGGUGGAAAACUCCUCAUACUGGACAAUCGCUCGCUAAAAGAAAUCGAAGUCAACAGGAAGAAAGACCGCCGGAAAAUACUUAAGGCUAUUAAGAAAAUUAGAGAUUUUUUGGAAAAAAAUCAUAUUUGGGUCUUACUAUAGAAAUUGAUGGAAAGAAGACACAGAACCUGAAUGAUAUGGCAAAAAUGGAAAAUGCAAUUACUUUUGUUAUAUUGACUUUUCAUCAUUUUACUUGUAUGUUACUUUUGCUAUAUGAACUUUUAAUCAUUUUAUUACUGUUAUUCUGUUAUAAUUAACUUUUAAUCAUUUUGUUACUGUUACUUUUGUUGUUAUUAACUUUUAAUCAUUUCACUUCAAUGUUACUUUUGUUAUAUGAACUUUUAAGGGAUUUACUUCCAUGUUACUUUUGUUAUAUGAACUUUUAAUCAUUUCACUUCUAUUUUACUCUUGUUAUAUGAACUUUUAAGGGAUUUUACAUCCAUGUUGACUUUUGUUAUAUGAACUUUUAAGGGAUUUUACUUACAUGUUACAUUUGUUCUAUGAACUUUUAAUCAUUUCACUUCUAUGUUACUUUUGUUAUAUGAACUUUUAAGGGAUUUUACUUCCAUAUUACUUUUGUUAUAUGAACUUUUAAUCAUUUUAUUACUGUUAUUCUGUUAUUAUUAACUUUUAAUCAUUUUAUUACUGUUACUAUUGUUAUUAUUAACUUUUAGUCAUUUCAUUUCCUUGUUACUUUUGUUAUAUGAACUUUUAAGGGAUUUUACUUCCAUGUUACUAUUGUUAUAUAAACUUUUAAUCAUUUUAUUACUGUUAUUCUGUUAUUAUUAACUUUUAAUCAUUUUAUUACUGUUACUUUUGUUAUUAUUAACUUUUAAUCAUUUCACUUCCAUGUUACUUUUGUUAUAUGAACUUUUAAGGGAUUUACUUCCAUGUUAUUUUUGUUAUUAUUAAUUUUAAUCA